This is a messenger RNA of Nymphaea colorata (pocket water lily), 1280 nucleotides long. RefSeq names its product mitochondrial import inner membrane translocase subunit TIM23-2-like. NCBI's taxonomy places the organism in Eukaryota, Viridiplantae, Streptophyta, Magnoliopsida, Nymphaeales, Nymphaeaceae. Gene Ontology annotation, cellular component: mitochondrial inner membrane; TIM23 mitochondrial import inner membrane translocase complex. The record is from RefSeq and is a predicted model, not a curated record. Gene Ontology annotation, molecular function: transmembrane protein transporter activity. The transcript has a single exon. Bases 400 to 948 code for a protein of 182 amino acids. Gene Ontology annotation, biological process: protein import into mitochondrial matrix.
GCUUACACUUUGAGCCAAAAACCCUAGAGAGUUUUGGACGCUCUGUGGCACGCCGAUCAAACUCAGAAGAGAGAGAGAGAGAGAGAGAGUAAAACCCUAGCAAGGGGGGAGAUCACAUUAAAACCAAAAUCCCACUGGGAUCUCUCUCCCUUGCAAACCUAUUUUUGGUUGAAUCCAGGAUCGCCAGCACCCGGAAAUUGCUCCCCUUCAACCAUUUUACUAUUAAACCGGCUCCUACUGUCCGACAUCCUCUCUCUCUCUCUCUCUCUCUCUCUCUCGGGAGUUAAAGAGAAAAGCCGUACCCCCGGCGGAGGAAAAAAACCAAGGGUUUCUCCUCCCCCGGCCUACCGAAGUUUCUGAAAUCUCGAAGUUUGAUCGAAACCCUAGAACAGCCCUUUGAUGGAGCGCCCAUCUGAUCGGCUCGACGAGAAUACCAGACUCUACAACCCCUACCAGGAUCUCCAGAUCCCCGUGCACAACCUUUACCGGCUGCCCACGUCGCCAGAAUUUUUAUUUCAGGAGGAGGCGGCUGCGCAGCGGCGAUCGUGGGGAGAGAACCUCCAGUACUAUACCGGCUGCGGUUACCUCGGCGGGGCGGCUGGUGGCGCCGCUAAGGGGCUUUUCGAUGGACUGAGAGCUGCGGAGGAGGGGGACACCCUCAAGCUGCGUGUCAAUCGCGUACUGAACGCCUCCGGGCAGACUGGUCGGAAGUUUGGAAACCGGCUGGGCAUCGUGGGUUUGCUCUUUGCGGGAAUGGAGAGCGCGAUGAUUGCGGCCAGGGACAAGGACGAUAUCCUGAAUAGUGUCUUCGCUGGGCUUGGCACGGGAGCUCUCUUUAAGGCAGCGUCAGGCCCUCGAUCCGCCGCCGUCGCCGGCGCCAUCGGUGGUUUGGCCGCCGGAGCAGCUGUCGCUGCUAAACAAGCAGCAAAAAGAUAUGUGCCCAUCUAGAGUUUCUCACUUUCUCUUUUUUCUUUUUUGCGAUCGCUGUGGUUUUGGAGUUUUUUUCCCUGUUUUCGUGGCAAAGGGACGUGAUGACGUAUAGCGGAGUUCUGUUCCUUAGUUUAGAUGAUUAAAUGAUGUAAUUGAUUAAUCUGUCGACGUGAUUUUUGUUAGAGUGGAAGAAUUUGCUGUUGGCACAUGCUAAUAUCCUGGGAAAUUUUGUUUUCGAUCUCAAUGAUCAACUCCUAUCUUGGCUAUUCCAUAUUUGUGUUGCUUAUUUGUAAAAAAAUUGCAGACAGUUUCAUGCCUUGCCAGGAAAAGAUGAUCUUGUUUCUUUAUCA